This is a messenger RNA of Fopius arisanus, 3410 nucleotides long. RefSeq names its product cGMP-dependent 3',5'-cyclic phosphodiesterase. Gene Ontology annotation, biological process: positive regulation of gene expression; cGMP catabolic process; regulation of mitochondrion organization. Gene Ontology annotation, molecular function: 3',5'-cyclic-GMP phosphodiesterase activity; protein homodimerization activity; 3',5'-cyclic-AMP phosphodiesterase activity. The coding region runs from base 319 to 2493 and encodes 724 amino acids. The transcript has 10 exons. Gene Ontology annotation, cellular component: perinuclear region of cytoplasm; cytosol; mitochondrial inner membrane. The record is from RefSeq and is a predicted model, not a curated record. Lineage: Eukaryota; Metazoa; Arthropoda; Insecta; Hymenoptera; Braconidae.
UGCGAUGUUUGUUUUUCUUUCAUUUUUCACAUUGGGUCAGUAAUCCUCCGAUCGUGGAUAAACUCGGAGGUGCAGAAACGGUUGCACAUACUGCAUUGCAUCUAUCCCAAAUAAUCAUCACUAAAAUCACGUGAAACUGCUAAAAUCAUUGCAUCCCUCGAAAAAAAAUGACUGAGAGAGUGCAAUUCAUGUGCAUCAGUCAUAGAUAAUUAAUUUAAAUUAUUUUUCUUUUUCACCUCAAAUUCAUUUCGAUUUUUCGGAUAAUUUUUGGAGCUACCACACGACCUGGAGGGAUCAUCGAGGUCAGCAGUUAAAAUCAUGUCGAGUAUGAAUUUUGAGGAGCACGAGAGAAUGAUCACUCUUAUUCAGGAUCUGGCUGAUUUGCCCUGCACUGUUGUACAGCAGAAUUUAAAUAAUUACAUUCAAUCAAAAACUCAAGCGAAACUGUCAUUCCUUGCUCCAAUUCUCCAUGAAACCGAGGAGAUGGUAAUAAACGUCGUGGGUGAAAAAAUACUGGACAGAGGUCUGAGGUUUCCAGUAAGCCAGUCAAACGUCUGUAAUCACAUACUCCACAAGACCGUGAAAACCCGGAGAUCCUUGACAGUAAGUGCUAUCGAGUUGGAUCAGGAAUUGCUCCAGCACUUGUACUCAGUUAUUGAUCCAGUACCAGACCGAUUUCUCAGUGUACCAAUUAAGCAUCCAGUUAAACAACACAUUGCCCUAGUUGUUUGUAUAAUUGAUUAUCCCAAUGACAAAAACAUCGAGGAAAAGUGCACGAAGAUAAUCGAGGAGUGCUUCAGGUACUGCCUUGGAUUAUUACUGAGUACACUCAGGUGUCAAGAGGAGACACGAUUGAAACUGCAAUGUCAGGAUCUUCUCAUUGUGUCUAGAAAACUCUUCAUGCAUUUGGGUGACUUGCCUGAUUUAUUGAGGGAGAUAAUGGUGGAAGCGAGAAAACUAACAAACGCCGAAAGAUGUUCAUUAUUUUUACUGGAUCAUGAGCACCACGAGCUCGUUGCUAAAGUAUUCGAUGGAGUUUCAACGAGUGAUGAAAUGAGAAUUGCAUUGGGUCAGGGGAUAGCUGGACACGUCGCGACCUCUGGAAACUUGCUCAAUAUUCGGAAUGCUUAUGAACAUCCACUUUUUUAUAGUGGAAUUGACGAAGCAACUGGAUUUAAGACGAGGAAUAUCCUGUGUUUUCCAAUUCGCGAUGAAAAUGGAAUUAUUGGCGUUGCUCAAUUAUGCAACAAAAUGAAUGGAUUGUAUUUUGACGUUUGCGAUGAGGAAGUUGCAACAGCAUUCAGCAUUUACUGUGGAAUUUCGAUAAUGCACAGCAUUGUUUAUAAAAAAAUUCAGGAUUCCCAGGCGAGGAGUAAACUUAGCAACGAACUCAUGAUGUAUCACAUGAAGCAGGUGGAAGAGGAGGCAGUUCAGGCGUUACUAAACUGCAGGGAUGAUCACAGUCCCAAGGACUUCGACAAGUUUCAUUUUGCACCGAGAAAUAUUCCUCAUCAGCACACACCGUGUUAUGUACUUAAAAUGUUUGAUGAAUUGGAUCUCAUAAGGUCGUGGAAAAUUAAACGAAAAACAUUAGCGAGAUUUAUCCUGUACGUUAAGAAAGGAUAUAGAGACGCUCCAUAUCACAACUGGAUUCAUGCCUUUUCUGUAGCCCACUUUGCCUAUCUUAUGAUAAAAAAUUUGAAUCUAGUGGAGGACAAGUACUUUACACGUCUCCAGGCACUUGUUUUUCUGGUGUCUGGUCUGUGUCACGAUAUAGACCACCGAGGGACCAAUAAUUCAUUCCAAACCCAGUGUGGCACCGUUCUCGCGAGUUUGUACAGUUCAGAGGGUUCUGUCAUGGAGAGACAUCAUUUAGCGCAAUCAAUGUGCAUUCUCAAUACAGAGGGAUGCAAUAUUUUCGAGAAUCUUGCCAGUGACGAGUACAGCGAAGCGUUGGAUUUACUGAGGAAUAAUAUUCUAGCAACAGAUCUGGCCUCACAUUUUAGGAGCAUGGAUGAGCAGGAUGAAAUGGUAAAGAGUGGUUUCAGUAGAGAUGACCUGGGGCAUCAGAAACUACUCCAUGCCAUGUUCAUGACCUGCUGUGAUAUUAGCGAUCAAACGAAGGACUGGAAAACUUCAAAGAAAACAGCGGAACAAAUUUAUGACGAGUUUUUUUCACAAGGAGAUUUAGAAAAAAGUAUGGGGACGGCACCAAUUGAGAUGAUGGAUCGUGAGAAAGCCUCGAUACCUGAUCUCCAGGUCCAAUUCAUCACGAAUUUAGUGUUACCAUUGUUCACAAAUUUAUCAGCAUUAUUUCCAGUUGCCAAUAGCCUCGUUGAGUCUGUGAAACGAAACAGAUGCGUCUGGCAGACUGCUAUUCCUAUUUUUCACAAGUACAGCGAGCAAGGGAUCAAGGGAAUGGAUAUACUCCUCGAUGUUAAUAUAGAGGAGGAAAUUCUGACUGCCUCUCGGUUGCAGAGUACCACAGCUUAAUUUAGUAGAAUAAAAAAUUGAGAUGGGGAAACAAAGAUAUACAUUAUUUAUUAAGUGACGGGUUACGAAACAGUGCUUGAUUAUGGUUUUGUGCACUUUAGAUUGUGAUUGAUAUACUUGGGGAUAUUGUGAUAGAAUUUUGAGAAACGAUAUAGAAUUAUUUCUAGUGAAUGCCGUUGUAGGUUUAAAGUGCGCUGGCGCCUUUCCUAUUGUACAAAUUUUAAUAGUCGGGGUAGAGCCGAUGUUAUUGUGUUGAGGAGAACAAGUGGAUUGAGGGAUUCAGUGAGGAAAAGCCCGAGAUUUUAAUUAAGUCCCAGGGAUUUGUGGAAGUUGGGGAUUUAGGAGAAAAUGUCUGCUGAGAUCUUCGGCUUGUUCAACGAUCUAGACAUUUUUUCCUAACUCAAAUCUUCAACGAAAUAAUUUAACGAUUAUUGAUUAAUUGUUGAGGAGUGGGCAGUAAAGUAUUCCGCAAAUAUUCAAAGAAAUUCUCAGAUAUCUGCGAAAUAUUCUGCAUUCUACUACUCCAAUAUUGGAAUGUUUUUGUUUAAAAAACAUUUUAUUUUUAAAAAAUUUCAUGGCAUCUUUCCCACUGAAUGUUAUUUAUUGAAAAAAUUGUGGGAGAUGUUUAAGAGUGGAAAAUGUUCUUCGACCAUUUUAAUUAAUACGUAGUAGGGAAUGAUAAUCAAAUUCCUCCGGGAAAAUACUCCGAAAAGUCUGCAUGGGAAACAAAAUUUUUUUGCACCUGUAAUUUCCAUUAUUUAGGGCAAAAAAUGUUGUCCGACUUAAUGGAAAUUUUUAGAACCCAAAUAUGCACUCUAGAACGUAUCUAACAGCUUCGUUAGAGCACCGUAUUUAAUCAGUAUUGAGAAGCCAAAAUCGAGUGUAAUUGUGGAGAAUACUCACAAUAAAUUUUACAA